Molecule: messenger RNA, 1507 nt
Organism: Sorex fumeus (smoky shrew)
Lineage: Eukaryota; Metazoa; Chordata; Mammalia; Eulipotyphla; Soricidae
Gene: EIF2S1
Product: eukaryotic translation initiation factor 2 subunit alpha
Exons: 8
Coding region: 151-1098 (315 amino acids)
Cellular component (GO): eukaryotic translation initiation factor 2 complex; eukaryotic 48S preinitiation complex; multi-eIF complex
Molecular function (GO): ribosome binding; translation initiation factor activity; RNA binding
Source: RefSeq, a predicted model, not a curated record
UUGCGUGCUGCGAGGCGGUGCCGCAUGCGCCGUCGGGUCGAGCGAAGAGCACGCUGAGAAGACUCGGCGGUUUGGUGCGGGCGGAGCGAGUCUGGUCUUUUUCCGAUUAAAGCGAGCGAAGCGGUGCCACACAUAUACCUCAGUUGCAGAAUGCCGAGUCUAAGUUGUAGAUUUUAUCAACACAAAUUUCCUGAAGUGGAAGAUGUAGUGAUGGUGAAUGUAAGAUCCAUUGCCGAAAUGGGGGCUUAUGUCAGCUUGCUGGAAUAUAAUAAUAUCGAAGGCAUGAUUCUUCUUAGUGAGUUGUCCAGAAGGCGUAUUCGUUCUAUAAACAAACUGAUCCGAAUUGGCAGAAAUGAGUGUGUGGUUGUCAUUAGAGUGGACAAAGAAAAAGGAUACAUUGACUUGUCAAAAAGAAGAGUUUCUCCGGAGGAAGCAAUAAAAUGUGAAGAUAAAUUCACCAAAUCCAAAACUGUGUAUAGCAUUCUUCGUCAUGUUGCUGAGGUGUUAGAAUACACCAAGGAUGAGCAGCUGGAAAGCCUGUUCCAGAGAACUGCCUGGGUCUUUGAUGACAAGUACAAGAGACCUGGAUAUGGUGCCUAUGAUGCAUUUAAGCACGCAGUCUCAGACCCAUCUAUUUUGGAUAGUUUAGAUUUGAAUGAAGAUGAACGGGAAGUACUCAUUAACAAUAUUAAUAGGCGUUUGACCCCACAGGCUGUCAAAAUUCGAGCAGAUAUUGAAGUGGCUUGUUAUGGUUAUGAAGGCAUUGAUGCCGUAAAAGAAGCCCUGAGGGCAGGUUUGAAUUGUUCUACAGAAACCAUGCCUAUCAAGAUUAACCUAAUAGCUCCUCCUCGGUAUGUGAUGACUACAACAACUCUGGAGAGAACAGAAGGCCUUUCUGUUCUCAAUCAAGCUAUGGCUGUUAUCAAAGAAAAGAUUGAGGAGAAGAGGGGUGUUUUCAACGUUCAAAUGGAGCCCAAGGUGGUCACAGAUACAGAUGAAACUGAACUUGCAAGGCAGCUGGAGAGGCUUGAGAGAGAAAAUGCAGAGGUGGAUGGAGAUGAUGAUGCUGAAGAAAUGGAAGCCAAAGCUGAAGACUAACUUUGUGGGAAACAGACCAGUUUAAGGAACACAAACAGCCCUUCCUGGCUGUCAACUCUAGACUUAAAAGUUUUCCAGUAUUGAAAACUUCAAAACUAAAUAUGUUUUAUUUCCAAGUAUUUAAAUGUCUCAAACCAAAACAUAAAUGGCCUCCUAAAUGCCAGCUGUUUUUACAUAAUAGCUUCAGCAUAUCGAGCAUUUUUAAUGGAGAGGCCUAAUUUAACUAGAGAAAGCUAAGAAUAGUCAUAAAAUUGGGUUUGUGAUUCCAUUUCUGAUGUGUCCAGAUUGACACUCCUUUGUUGUUUAGUGCCUCGAUGAAAUUUCCAGGGGUACUCAAAGCAAAUGGUCCCAACCGUUCUAUAUAUAAAAUGUAUCAAGCAACCAUUAAAUAAAUUUCUGGGAUAUUUAA